Rangifer tarandus platyrhynchus (Svalbard reindeer) is the source of this 1353-nucleotide messenger RNA. NCBI's taxonomy places the organism in Eukaryota, Metazoa, Chordata, Mammalia, Artiodactyla, Cervidae. The record is from the annotation of a GenBank genome assembly.
AUGGCCGGCGCGGACACCGGGAACCUGAGUGCCGCGCUCGAGACUGGGGCAGCCGCGGGAGAGGCUGAGACUGAGUGGCUGCAACUGCUCGUCCAAGCCGGCAAUCUUUCCGCUUCCUUCUCCCCGCUGGGUCUGGCGGCGGCCUCCCCCGCGCCUUCGCAGUCCCGGUCUAACAUCACCAACCAGUUCGUGCAGCCGUCCUGGCGCAUCGCGCUCUGGUCCCUCGCCUACGGCGUGGUGGUGGCCGUGGCCGUCUUCGGGAAUCUCAUCGUCAUCUGGAUCAUCCUGGCCCACAAGCGCAUGAGGACCGUCACCAACUACUUCCUCGUGAACUUGGCUUUCUCCGACGCCUCCAUGGCCGCCUUCAACACCCUGGUCAACUUCAUCUAUGCGCUGCACAGCGAGUGGUACUUCGGCGCCAACUACUGUCGCUUCCAGAACUUCUUUCCUAUCACCGCGGUGUUUGCCAGCAUCUACUCUAUGACAGCCAUUUCGGUGGACAGGUAUAUGGCCAUUAUUGACCCCCUGAAGCCCAGACUGUCUGCCACCGCAACCAAGAUUGUUAUUGGAGGCAUUUGGAUUCUAGCAUUUCUACUUGCAUUCCCUCAGUGUCUUUAUUCCAAAACCAAAGUCAUGCCGGGCCGUACUCUUUGCUACGUGCAAUGGCCAGAAGGCCCCAAACAACAUUUCACUUACCAUAUUAUUGUUAUCAUACUGGUGUACUGUUUCCCAUUGCUUGUCAUGGGUAUCACAUACACCAUCGUUGGAAUCACCCUCUGGGGAGGAGAGAUCCCAGGGGACACCUGUGACAAGUAUCAUGAGCAGCUAAAGGCUAAAAGAAAGGUUGUAAAAAUGAUGAUUAUUGUUGUGGUGACAUUUGCCAUCUGCUGGCUGCCUUACCAUAUUUACUUCAUCCUCACUGCAAUCUAUCAACAACUAAACAGGUGGAAGUAUAUUCAGCAGGUCUAUCUGGCUAGCUUUUGGCUGGCAAUGAGCUCAACCAUGUACAACCCCAUCAUCUACUGUUGUCUGAAUAAGAGAUUUCGAGCAGGCUUCAAGAGAGCAUUCCGCUGGUGUCCUUUCAUUGAAGUUUCUAGCUAUGAUGAGCUGGAGCUCAAGACUACCAGGUUUCACCCAACUCGGCAAAGCAGCCUGUAUACUGUGACCAGGAUGGAAUCCAUGACGGUGGUGUUUGACCCUAGUGAUGCAGAUAACACCAAAUCCAGUCGGAAGAAGAGAAUGCCUCCAAGAGACCCAAGCUUCAAUGGUUGCUCCCGCCAGAAUUCCAAAUCUGGCUCCACCACUUCAAGUUUCAUAAGCCCACCCUAUACUUCUGUGGAUGAAUAUUCUUAA